Messenger RNA from Boleophthalmus pectinirostris (great blue-spotted mudskipper), 720 nucleotides. RefSeq names its product ras-related protein Rab-3A-like. Gene Ontology annotation, molecular function: GTPase activity; GTP binding. Gene Ontology annotation, cellular component: axon; plasma membrane; synaptic vesicle. Gene Ontology annotation, biological process: regulation of synaptic vesicle fusion to presynaptic active zone membrane; regulation of exocytosis; maintenance of presynaptic active zone structure. The record is from RefSeq and is a predicted model, not a curated record. Lineage: Eukaryota; Metazoa; Chordata; Actinopteri; Gobiiformes; Gobiidae. The transcript is spliced from 6 exons. The coding region runs from base 52 to 720 and encodes 222 amino acids.
UUCUGCGGUCACUGGACGCGGCGGAGAUCAGCCUCCUGGAAACCCACAAAGAUGGCGUCCGCUAACUCCACGUACGGCCAGAAGGAGGCGUCGGACCAGAACUUCGACUACAUGUUUAAGAUCCUGAUCAUCGGGAACAGCAGCGUGGGGAAAACCUCGUUCCUCUUCCGAUACGCGGACGACUCCUUCACUCCGGCCUUCGUCUCCACCGUGGGGAUCGACUUUAAGGUCAAAACCAUCUACCGCAACGACAAGAGGAUCAAACUGCAGAUCUGGGACACGGCCGGACAGGAGCGAUAUCGAACCAUCACCACGGCCUAUUACAGAGGAGCCAUGGGCUUCAUCCUCAUGUACGACAUCACCAACGAAGAGUGUGCACAUGAACACAACGCUGUCCAGGACUGGUCGACUCAGAUAAAGACGUACUCGUGGGAUAACGCGCAGGUGCUGCUGGUGGGAAACAAGUGCGACAUGGAGGACGAGCGGAUGGUGAGCGGAGACCGAGGACGACAGCUGUCUGAACAUCUGGGGUUUGAGUUUUUCGAGGCGAGCGCGAAGGACAACAUAAACGUGAAGCAGACGUUCGAGCGUCUGGUCGACAUCAUCUGCGAGAAGAUGUCCGAGAGUCUGGACGCGGGCGACCCGGCGGUGACGGGCGCCAAACAGGGUCCCCAGCUGACGGAGCAGACCCCGCCCCCCAAACCCGACUGCGCCUGUUAG